AUGGGCUCGAGCUCCUCCAAGCCCGCCGUGGGCCAGUCAUCACACACCUGGAAGGCAUCUUCCCCAGUAGGCGUCUCGCAAGAUGUCGUCGAUUCGCUUCAGAACAGCAGCGAGACCGACACCUCGCGCGCCCAGAACCUCAAACUCGCCAUCCAAAAACGCGUCGCCGCGGAGCUGAAGAAGCUGUCGGCCGAGGAAAGCGCCGCGCUCAAGACGGCCCAGGAGAAGGCCUCCGAGGUACUCUCCCAGGAAGAAGGGAAGGAGACGGGCCUCAGCAACCAGGCGGUGUCGAAGGAGGUCGAGGCCCUGCGCGCGCGCCUCGACAAGCGCAAGCAGCUGCGGACCCUGCCGGAGAGCGUGGAGACGGCGCGCGGCGAGGUCGUGCGCUGCCUCAUGGAGAAGGACCGCCGGCCGCUGGACUGCUGGAAGGAGGUCGAGGCGUUCAAGGAGGAGGUGCGGCGGCUGGAGAGGGGAUGGGUCGAGAAGGUCGUGCGAUGA
Molecule: messenger RNA, 498 nt
Organism: Anthostomella pinea
Lineage: Eukaryota; Fungi; Ascomycota; Sordariomycetes; Xylariales; Xylariaceae
Source: the annotation of a GenBank genome assembly